Monodelphis domestica (gray short-tailed opossum) is the source of this 1897-nucleotide messenger RNA. It is a transcript of the gene PIPOX, whose product is annotated as pipecolic acid and sarcosine oxidase. The record is from RefSeq and is a predicted model, not a curated record. Gene Ontology annotation, cellular component: peroxisome. Gene Ontology annotation, molecular function: sarcosine oxidase activity; L-pipecolate oxidase activity; flavin adenine dinucleotide binding. Lineage: Eukaryota; Metazoa; Chordata; Mammalia; Didelphimorphia; Didelphidae.
CGGACGGGAAGGGCAGGAUGGCCACAGCUCACCGGAAGUUGUUUGAUGCCAUUGUGGUUGGGGCCGGCAUUCAAGGCUGCUUCACUGGCUAUCACUUUGCCAAAAAUAAGAAAAAUGUCCUUCUUCUGGAGCAGGAAUGAUGAACUGGAGGAUUUCGAUAUGAACGGAAGAACCUCCAGGAACUGAUGCAAAGUGAAAUGAGCAGAACCAAGAGAACAUUGUACACAGAAAGUGAAACACUGUGGAACAAUCCAAUGUAAUGGACUUUGCUAUUAGUAGCAAUGCAACAAGCCAGGACACUCCUGGAAGACUUAAUGUGAAAGAAUGCCAUCCACAUUGAAAGAAAGAACUAUGGAAGUAGAAAUGCAACAUGUAUAUAUGGUUUUUACUCCCUCAUUCCCGGGGAAGCUCCCAUGGACAAAGCCGGAUCAUCCGCAAGGCCUAUUUUGAGGACUUCUACACCAAGAUGAUGGAAGAAUGUUACCAGAUAUGGGCCCAACUGGAGAAUGAGUCUGGGACAAAGUUAUACAGGCAGACAGGAUUACUGAUGUUGGCAAAGAAGGAUAACUCUGAAUUUCAAGAUACUCUGGACACCUUGUCUAAGCAGGGUGUGGAACACAGGAAUCUCAACCCUGAAGAACUGCAGAGACGUUUUCCAAAUAUUCGGUUGGCCAGAGGAGAAUCAGGAAUCUGGGAUCCAUCUGGGGGUGUCUUGUUUGCUGACAAGGCAUUGAAGGCCUUACAGGAUGUAAUCAGACAGCUAGGAGGCGUGAUCCAUGAUGGGGAGAAAGUAACAGAGAUAAAACCCGGGUACCCAGUUACCGUGACAACCACCACCAGGACCUAUCAAGCUAAGAGCCUGGUAAUUACUGCAGGUCCUUGGACUAACCAGUUUCUCCGCCCCCUGGGAAUACAACUGCCUCUCCAGCCGCUGCUGAUCAAUGUGUGUUACUGGAAAGAGAAGGUCCCUGGGAGUUAUGCAGAGAACUUUCCCUGCUUUGUGGCGUCAGUCCCAGAGCUGGCUCCCCAUCAUGUCUAUGGGAUACCUGCAGGAGAGUACCCAGGGAUGGUGAAGGUCUGCUAUCACCAUGGUAACCAAGUCAACCCUGAUGAGCGGGACUGCCCCUCAGCAUCUCCAGACCUAACAGAUGUCCAGGUCCUCAGCAGCUUUGUGAGAGAUUACUUCCCCGGCCUGCAGCCUCAGCCUGCCAUAAUGGAACGCUGCAUGUACACGAAUACCCCAGACAAGAAUUUCAUUUUGGAUAAGCACCCAAGCCAUGCCAACAUCAUCAUUGGCGCUGGAUUCUCAGGACAUGGCUUCAAGCUGUCCCCAGUGGUGGGGAAGAUCCUGUAUGAACUAAGUACAGAGUCACUUCUAUCCUAUGAUCUGACUCCAUUCCGAAUGAGUCGCUUCCAGAGCUUCGACAAAGCAUCUCUGUAAACCUCUGGUUAACAACGUCCCCUCUUUGCUUACCACAGUGCCUGGUACCCAGUAGGUGCUCAAUAAAUACUGAUUGAUUGAUUGAAAACUUAUUGACUAAAGGAAGACUUCCCAGAUUAAAGGAGAGUGAUACAUCAUCCAUGUUUCCUAUUCUUCUUGACUCAUCUGGGCUCACUUACUCCCUCUGGAUAAUGACUUAAUCCUGCUCCUAAAAGUAGUUCAGACAUCCUGGAACAGAAAGGAAGGAAUCUUAAAGAUCAGUUUUUCAACAGGGAGUGGGACAGACCCAGAAGCCCAUAGGAGCAGAUGGAAUGUCCUUCUCUGCUGCUCUCUAAAAACAGGGAAAACCUUUCCAAAGCUUUCUGGGAGAAGGUGAUGGGGGUGUAGACCAGGCUAUAUUCUUCUUGUCUUUAUACCCCAUAAGAGGAGCAUAAUAAAUGCUUAUUUUUUGAUGGC